Petromyzon marinus (sea lamprey) is the source of this 2102-nucleotide messenger RNA. RefSeq names its product DDB1 and CUL4 associated factor 15 (gene DCAF15). Gene Ontology annotation, biological process: protein ubiquitination. The record is from RefSeq and is a predicted model, not a curated record. NCBI's taxonomy places the organism in Eukaryota, Metazoa, Chordata, Hyperoartia, Petromyzontiformes, Petromyzontidae. Gene Ontology annotation, cellular component: Cul4-RING E3 ubiquitin ligase complex.
GUGGGGCGGUUGCGGCGUGUGGCGGAAGUGGGAAGUGACGUCACGACAGGGAGAAAGAAGCGCGGGAAAUGGCGCCGCCCGUGGUACCGCGGAGGCGGCGGUGUCGGACCGAUCCGGGCCUCGUGCAGCGACUCGCCCUCAUCCCGAUCACUGGCCGGAUCCCACGCCUCCUGUUCCGGGCUCUACCCUCGCGUCUGUGCCGCCCGCUGGGCUCCAUUGUGUCGGAGGGCGUCAUGAGGCAAGGACACGUGUUCCUUGGCUUCAGCAAGUGUGGCCGUUUCCUGCUGUCAUACACGCGGCGCCUGGAGGAGAUAGACGCAACCGCCACGGCGCUAUUCGUGUACGACCUGUACUGGUGGGGCUUCUCGCUCUCCCGGCCCUUACAGCAGGUGUGCCGUGUGCGUCUUUUUGGGGACACCCCAGCGUGUAGCGACCUCUUCCUUUCCGUGUGCGAGUGGCCCUCGGACCCCUCACAAAUCAUGGUCUACGGCAUCAGUACAGUGAUCUCCGAUUUACCACUCGGUGUACUGCCGAGCGAGGAUCACCGCGAUGUCUUCAUCACCAUCGCUGCCUCGCCACCCCUUACCGCGUGUGCAGAGUGCAGCAGUGCCUUACCCACAGGGGAGUCCGGUCUCCGUGGGAGGUGUCGUCGUCAUGGCUACCUUGUCAACUUCCACUACCAGGUGGUGUUCCCGUUCCCCGGGUUCCAGCCAUCUGUCCAGCUCGGCUGUGACCGUAUCCUCGUGCUCAACACCAGCUACUCGCUGCUGGCCUGCGCCGUCUCGCUCACGGAAGAGGCUGGAAGUGCCACUCCAGGUCUCCUUUACCAGCAGGCGGAGACAAAGCCGGAGACACAGAGACUCAGGUCCCCAGGGAGAUCGGCUUCCAGGUCUCCCGACGGUCUCCGCUCUUCUGUUCCUCACGUCUCCGUGGGCGGGACGCCGCUCCACGCCUUGGAGGAGGAGGGAGACCUGGCGGGGAGCGGGGAGGAUCAUGACCCUGGCGUGGAGCUUGGGGGCGUGAGCUACAGCAGCAGCGUCUACUCCCUCGCUCGCACACCGAGCCUGGACCACUCGAGGGGUGGGCGGGGCUCCUCCUACGAUGAGGACAUGAAGCCAGGUCUCCCUGUGUCCGUCACCGACUUUGCUCUGCGGCAAGGCAUCCUCGUCUCUGAGGCAAUGGCACAGCGGGCAAUGUGUGUGCGUGUGGAGCAGCUCACGCUAGACCUGGAGGACGUGAUCAGUGCCUCCAUUGCGUCGCACGCACCCUGGAGCGACCGCUUCUGCUCCUUCACUGACUAUGACGCCGUCGUGCUGCAGGUUUGCCCAGACACUGCCUCAGUUCUCCUCAUGAUUGGGCUGAUUCUCCUCGCCUUCCCAGCCGCCCCACAGCCUGGCACCGACAGAUGUCCCCGCACGCACCACGCAUCUAUGUUCAUUCGCUGGAGCUUGAGCACGGGGAGAGCGGAGACGAUCGGAGUGGAGGGGAUGCUGCACGAGGUGGAGGGGAGACCUAGCAGUGUGGUGUGGCGGCGGUGGCGUAAGUCCUGUGCUGAGCUGCUGAUCAAGUGGACGAACCCCGUGAAGCCGAGCCAAGCCGUGACGAGACUCACGAACCAGGCCGUGCACACCGGAUGUUCAUUGAAGGUCCUGUUGGAUGGAGACAGAUGCAGAGGCGUGAGACUGGGACAGAGUCUCAACUGAUACGUGGAGACACUCAUAUUCGCACGGUUGUCUACGUACUGUGCGAAAUAAGUUAUACAUACAAUCACAGGGACACCCAGAUAUCUUAGACAAGGAGACAUCUCGGAUAGAGAUGGAGACAGACACGGAUACACUUGAUUAAUAUGUGGAGACACUAAGACAACUAAGAUGCACAGGGAGAUACCUCAAGAGAGAUCCAAAUUUCGAGACAUACAGACAAAGAUACACACACACCACGAAUACACAUACGUUUGAGUCACAGAUUCCCAGAGACAGACGCUUGACACACAUGGAGAUACGAGCACACACUUGAGACCUGAAGACACGUACAUAUUGAACUUGAGUUGCCAUGGAAACAUGUUUGUUGCUGUUAAUACUGAAAAUAAACAUUUUAUUGUG